Messenger RNA from Halteromyces radiatus, 1162 nucleotides. Its product is annotated as ubiquitin carboxyl-terminal hydrolase. The coding region runs from base 11 to 970 and encodes 319 amino acids. NCBI's taxonomy places the organism in Eukaryota, Fungi, Mucoromycota, Mucoromycetes, Mucorales, Cunninghamellaceae. Gene Ontology annotation, cellular component: cytoplasm. The record is from RefSeq and is a predicted model, not a curated record. Gene Ontology annotation, biological process: ubiquitin-dependent protein catabolic process; protein deubiquitination. Gene Ontology annotation, molecular function: cysteine-type deubiquitinase activity. The transcript has 6 exons.
CAAAAAUAUCAUGGCAGACGCUGGCAACUGGUGUCUUAUUGAAAGUGAUCCUGGUGUGUUCACGGAAUUGAUCUCAGGUAUGGGUGUUAGUGGUGUUCAAGUCGAUGAAAUAUGGAGUCUUGACGAUGUUGCAGAAUUAAAACCUGUGUAUGGAUUGAUCUUUUUAUUCAAGUGGCAAAAUGGACAACCUCAACCCACCAACGAUACUGAACCUACUGACCAUAUCUUUUUCGCCAACCAAGUAAUCAACAAUGCAUGUGCUACUCAAGCUAUUCUUUCCAUCUUGUUGAAUCGCGAUGAUAUUGAUCUUGGGGAAGAACUGACAAACUUUAAAGAAUUCACGGCUGAUUUUGGUCCCGAUAUGAAAGGAUUGGCUAUAUCGAAUAGUGACUUGAUUCGAUCGGUUCAUAAUAGUUUUGCUAGAUCUGAUCCUUUUGUUAAUGAAAUGCAAGAUCCCAAUGCUGGCAAGGAUGAAGAUGUCUAUCAUUUCAUUGCAUAUAUGCCUAUUCAUGGUGCUUUGUAUGAAUUGGAUGGAUUAAGUCAAGGACCUGUUAAUCUUGGUGCAUGUGAUGAAGAAAAUUGGACAUCCAAGGCAAAUGAAGCUAUUCAAGAUCGUAUGGCUCGUUAUAGUGCAGCAGAACUUCACUUUAGUCUUAUGGCUUUGACCCGGGAUCGAAUAGAAAUAUAUGAAGAACAAAUAGAAGAAGUGGAUGGUUUAUUAUUAUCAUUACCUGAAGAUGCAACAGAACGAACACGAUUGAAUGGUGAAAGGAAUGUUUUGGAACAUAAACUGCAUAUGGAACGUGAAAAACGAACAAGGUGGCAUAGAGAAAAUACUUUACGCAAACAUAACUUCAUUCCGAUGGUGUAUAAUCUUUUACGUAUUCUGGCAGAACGAAAAGAACUGGAUCCUUUAGUGGCAUCUGCGAAACAAAAGGCUAUCAACAGAGCAAACGAUAAAAAGAAAUGAUUUGACUAUUCUUAUGAAUAUUAUUAGUUUAUAUCUUUUUUUUUUUUUUGUUAUUCAUUCCCUCUUUUGUAUAUUCACUGGUAGUACUUUUUUUUUUUUUGUUUAUUUGAUCAACCACAUAUAGUUGUGUACGAAAUUAAAAUAAAGAUAAAACCUUGUUUUCAUCCGAAAUUCCGGGUUUUAUGAGUUCAU